AUGUCUGGACAAAUGGGAUUCUUCCACAAAUACUGCCCAACUGAUGUUCCAGUUGGAAAGGAAAGAUACUUGAAAGAAACUCAACGAUUGUGGGGAGUUUUGGAAAAGCAUUUGGCUGAAGGAGACAAGAAGUAUAUUAUUGGAGAUGAAUACACCAUUGCUGAUAUGGCUAUUUUCCCAUGGUUGAGAGUGUUGCCAUUCUAUGGUGAACCAGUUGUUGAACAAUUCAAAUGGGAAACCUAUCCACACAUUAAGGCCUACAUUGAUAGAGUUGGUGAAAGACCUGCAGUUCAAAAAGGAUUGACCGUUACUCCAUUCAAUUAA
Naegleria gruberi is the source of this 324-nucleotide messenger RNA. RefSeq lists its product as uncharacterized. The transcript has a single exon. Lineage: Eukaryota; Heterolobosea; Eutetramitea; Acrasida; Naegleriidae. The record is from RefSeq and is a predicted model, not a curated record. Bases 1 to 324 code for a protein of 107 amino acids.